Messenger RNA from Toxotes jaculatrix (banded archerfish), 975 nucleotides. RefSeq names its product odorant receptor, family 95, subfamily A, member 1 (gene or95a1). Bases 10 to 975 code for a protein of 321 amino acids. NCBI's taxonomy places the organism in Eukaryota, Metazoa, Chordata, Actinopteri, Toxotidae. Gene Ontology annotation, molecular function: G protein-coupled receptor activity. Gene Ontology annotation, cellular component: membrane. The transcript has a single exon. The record is from RefSeq and is a predicted model, not a curated record. Gene Ontology annotation, biological process: G protein-coupled receptor signaling pathway.
AGCUGCAAAAUGCAGAAUCUGACUGAACUUACAGCCAAUGCAACAUCCCACAAAAGCCUGUCUGUGAUCAUCAAGGUGUGUGUGGUUAUCCCCUUCUUCUGUGUCUUCCUGUGCUGCAUUGCUGUCAUGCUGCACAUCUUUGCGUCUCACAGGCAGUUUCUGGACACAUCUCGUUACAUCCUGUUUGCCUACAUGCUGAUCAAUGACACCCUCCAGCUCUUGUCCUCUGUGCUGCUCUUCCUCUUUGUCAUGGGUCAGGUGAAAUUUGCUGUUGUAUACUGUGUUCCUCUGCUUUUCAUAUCCACUGCCACUUUCCAGAACACACCCUUAAUCCUGGCCACCAUGUCACUGGAGCGUUAUGUUGCCAUCUUCUAUCCCCUGCAGCGCCCGGCCACCUGGCGCUCAGACCGUAUCUGGAUCAUCAUUCUGUCUCUCUGGGUCAUCAGCUGUAUCUUCCCUAUCAUUGACUACUCCAUCGGGAAACAUGACCCUGCUGUGGAUGCCCUCUCUACCCCUGUGCUUUGCAAAACUGUCAUUAUCAACUCAUCUCCAAUCCAGACAUUGUUCAGAGCUGCUAUAAGCGUGCUGUUCUUCGCAGUAGUGGCUGUGAUCAUCCUCUUCACAUAUGUGAGAAUCCUGCUGGAAACCAGAAAGCUGAGACAGGACAGAGCAUCUGUGAGCAAAGCCAUGCACACUGUGCUGCUACACGGCUUUCAGCUGUUGCUGUGCAUGCUGGCUUUCACUCACCCCAUCACUGAAACUCUGAUAGUGCUGCAUGCUAACUGGCUACCAGAAGACAUUGCCUUUUUCAAUUACUUCUGUUUCAUCCUAAUCCCACGCUUUCUCAGCCCCCUCAUCUAUGGCUUUAGAGAUCAGAGUCUCAGGGGCUACAUCGGGAAAAGAUUCCUCUGCUGCUCAAACAAAAUCAGACCACGACUCAGAGGCAAACUGCAAGACAUCUUGUUCGCUUCUUGA